AUGAACGCACCACCACAACAGCAACAAGGUCCACCGGCACCCACAGCCGAGCAACUCGCCAUCACCGACGCUGACUUCCAGCAAGUACCUCUGGCACUCGAUCCUUCCUCGCACACGCUCUCCACACCCGUCGCCUCGCUUGACCUGACCGUCCUCAACGCCCUAAUCCGCUCUCUUCAAGGUCUUCCCCCUAACGUCGCCUUCCCACCUCCACCCAACGCCAUCCCCCCGCAACGCAGCAUGGCCAUCAACCAAGCCAAAGAACAAGGCAACACCGCCUACCGCAACAAGGACUGGGCGGAAGCGGUCAAGAUGUACACGCUCGCCAUCGACGUUGCUGCCUCGCGUCCUCUGUGGGAGGCCAACCAAGUCGCCAGGGACGAGUUGAGCCUCUGCCUCGCCAACAGAUCCGCAGCAUUUGCGAGUUGCGAGGACUGGAUCGGUGCACUGUGCGAUGCAGAGGCGGUGACCAAGUUGAAGAAACCCUGGGCAAAAGGUCACUACAGGAAAGGGAAGGCGUUGGUCGGGUUGAAGAGGUGGAGAGAGGCCAGGGAGGCAUUCGAGUUGGGCUUGCAGUUCGAUCCGGAGAAUGCGGAUUUGAAGAGUGCGGUCGGUGAGCUGCCGAAGGAUAAGAAUCAGCUGUGA
Pseudozyma hubeiensis SY62 is the source of this 645-nucleotide messenger RNA. RefSeq lists its product as hypothetical. The record is from RefSeq and is a predicted model, not a curated record. The coding region runs from base 1 to 645 and encodes 214 amino acids. Lineage: Eukaryota; Fungi; Basidiomycota; Ustilaginomycetes; Ustilaginales; Ustilaginaceae. Gene Ontology annotation, molecular function: Hsp90 protein binding. The transcript has a single exon.